CCUCGCCCUCUGCCCUUCCCCGCCGCCAUGCCGGGCCUCCGCCGCCUCCUGCCGCUGCUGCUGCUGCUGCUCGCCGCGCUCUGCCCGCCCGCCCGCAGCCUCCGCCAUGGCCCCUCCAAGAUCGCCGUGGUGGGCGGCGGGAUCGGCGGCUCGGCCGCCGCGUAUUUCCUGCGGCAGAAGUUCGGCGGCAGCGUGCAGCUGCACGUGCUGGAGAAGGCAGCGCUGGGCGGGCGGCUGCACACGCUGGACGUGGAGGGGGCCAGCUACGAGGCAGGGGGGUCUGUGAUCCACCCCCUCAACCUGCACAUGAAGCAUUUUGUCAAGGAGCUGGGCCUCUCAGUCGCCUCACCCCAGGGCAGCCUCGCGGGCGUUUACAACGGGGAGGAAUUUGUGUUUGAGGAGAGCAGCUGGUCCUUCAUCAACCUCCUCAAGCUGCUCUGGCACUACGGCCUCAACCCCCUGCGCAUGUCCAUGUGGGUGGAGGACAUCCUGGACAAGUUCAUGAGGAUCUACCGGUACCAGAUGCACGACUACGCCUUCAGCAGCAACGAGCGCCUGCUGCACGCCCUGGGAGGCGACGACUUCACGCGGCUGCUGAACCAGAGCAUCGACGAGGCCAUGCAGAGAGCAGGAUUCUCCCAGAAAUUCAUCAACCAGGUGGUGUGUCCGGCCAUGAGGGUCAAUUACGGCCAAGGGGUCACCAUCAACGGCUUUGUAGGUGCUGUGUCCCUGGCCGGGGUGCAGUCAGGCCUUUGGUCUGUGAAAGGGGGGAACAAACUCGUGUGCUCUGGCCUCAUUGACUCCUCCAAGGCCGAGGUUAUCCCGGGAACAGUCGUGGCCAUCGAGCCAAAAACCAGACACACGCGUGGCGGGCUCACAACCCAGCGGCACAAACGGGUGAACCCCAGUGCGGUGGCACUUUGGGAUGCCAGGGACAGGCGGGAUUCCCUGCCAGCACGGGUCAGGGUGACCGAGCUGCUCUCCGCAGGGGACCCGGUGCAGCUCUACGAGGUCACCUACAACACGUCCUCGGGGCUGACAGGGGACACCUACGACAUCGUCGUCAUCGCGGCCCCGCUCGGCCGCAAGAUGGCCAACAUCACCUUCCGGAACUUCGACCCUCCCAUCCCGGAAUUCCCAAAUCCCUACCACCAGACCGUCACCACCUUGGUGCACGGGCGCUUGAACACCUCCUUCUUCGGCUACCAGGACCCCCAGGCCUUUCACUUAGGGGCCAUUUUCACCACGGACAACCCCAAACUGUUCAUCAGCAGCCUGGGCGUGGUGACCCCCGUGGGGGACGCGGGCACGGGCGGGAAGCUGCCGUUGCCGUCGGUCGUCUGGAAGGUGUUUUCCAAUGAAGAGCUGACCAAGGAGCAGCUCAGUUUGCUCUUCUCCUCCUACGACUCGGUGAAGGUGAAGCCGUGGCUGGCGUAUCCCCAGUACAGCGCUCCCGAGAAGUUUCCUCCCCUCGUCCUGCACGAGCAGCUCUACUACCUGAACGGGCUGGAGCGCGCCGCCAGCGCCAUGGAGAUGAGCGCCAUCGCCGCCCGCAACGCCGCCCUGCUCGCCUUCCACCGCUGGCACGGCCACAGCGCCAGCGUCGACCAGGAGGACCUGCACGAGAAGCUCAAGACGGAGCUCUGACACCCCCAGGGCCUCAUUAGCACUGAUGAACGCUGUGCUCUGCGCCUCCUAGGUGUUUAGUAGGAUCUUGGGAUCUUUACGGCUGGAAGGUCUUUAAGAUCAUCAUGACCUUCAACAUUUUCAAGAACAUCAAUACCUUUGAGACCCUCAAGAUGUCUCUAAUGAACUCCAUACUUCAUCCAUCCAAGGUCAUGUUUCAUAGAAUCAUGAAUCCCUAAAUUUAGGAGGUCGUCGAGAUCUUCAAAAACAUCAAGACCUUCAAGAUGUCAUAAUUAACUCUGAUGAACUCCAUGCUUUGUUCAUCCAAGGAUGUGUUUCAUAGGAUCAUGGGGAUCCUUAAGAAGACCAUCAAGACCCUCAAGAACAUCAAGACCUUCAAGAUCAUCAAGAUGCUGUUAUUAACUCUAAUGAACUUCAUACUUCGUCUCUCCAAGGAGGUCUUUAAUUGGAGCACGGGAUCCUUAAGGUUGGAAGAUUUUCAAGACCCUCAAGAUCGUCAAGACCUUCAAGAUGCUGUAAUUAACAUUAAUGAACUCUGUGCUCGCCUCUCCAAGGAGGUGUUUGAUGGGAUCAUGGGAUCCUUAAGGUUGAAAGAGCAUCAAGAACAUCAAGACCAUCAAAACCUUUCAAGACUUUCAGGAUCUUCAAGACUCUCAAGGUCAUCAAGACCCUCAAGUCCAACCUUCAGCCCAACCGCGUUCACCAUUAGCGAUCUCCUCAAGCGCCGCGUCCUUGCGUUGUCUGGACACUUCCAAGGGUUGAUGACUCCAGCACAAGCUAGGCUGGACAACCCUUGCUUCCAUGACAGAAUUCUUCCCAGUGUCUCAUCCUGACGUCCCCCAGUGCCACCUCUGGAGGGAGCAGGAGCGGUGACACGUUCCCAAGUAAGCUGGGACAUUUUCCCCAAGCUCCGUGAUUUAUCAUCCCUGUCUGAGAUGGGGGAAUUCAUUCAAAGUGCCAGAUUGACCCCAAAAGUGCCCUCCAGCUGGGAAUAUCGACUCCCUGGCUGUCCAUCCCUCUGCCCCAACUCUUCCUGCCAAAGAAUAAUUCCUCAGGGUGGAAACUGGUGAGAAUGAGGUGGUGGGUGCUUCCAAAAUGGGUGGGAAAGAGGAAAAACCACCAAUAUCCAUCGCUGUGGUCAGGUGUGAAAGAGUAAAUAAAGAAUUUAAC
Molecule: messenger RNA, 2817 nt
Organism: Motacilla alba alba
Lineage: Eukaryota; Metazoa; Chordata; Aves; Passeriformes; Motacillidae
Gene: PCYOX1
Product: prenylcysteine oxidase 1
Exons: 6
Coding region: 28-1647 (539 amino acids)
Biological process (GO): prenylcysteine catabolic process; prenylated protein catabolic process
Molecular function (GO): prenylcysteine oxidase activity
Source: RefSeq, a predicted model, not a curated record